Messenger RNA from Dryobates pubescens (Downy woodpecker), 1384 nucleotides. It is a transcript of the gene ID4, whose product is annotated as inhibitor of DNA binding 4. NCBI's taxonomy places the organism in Eukaryota, Metazoa, Chordata, Aves, Piciformes, Picidae. Gene Ontology annotation, molecular function: protein dimerization activity; transcription regulator activity. The transcript is spliced from 3 exons. Gene Ontology annotation, cellular component: cytoplasm; nucleus. Gene Ontology annotation, biological process: negative regulation of transcription by RNA polymerase II; circadian regulation of gene expression; cell differentiation. The record is from RefSeq and is a predicted model, not a curated record. The coding region runs from base 271 to 690 and encodes 139 amino acids.
CUCGGCCAGCGGCGGCGACAGAGGCGGUAGUGGUUGUGGCUAAGGUGUGGGGAGGGAGAAGGUUGCUUUUUCUUUGGCGGUGCCGCUCUGCUGUUGCUGUGCGGCCCUACGAGCAUCUCUCGUUCCAUCCCGGGGGGAGCUGCUGGUAGCGCCAGCAAGGCUGCGGCCGUGCCCUGCUCGCGUUGCGGGCGGUGCGUGUGCGGCUGCCCGAGGUUGCAGGAGGCGACAGCAGUGGUGGAGAGGGAGGUCUCCCUCCCUCCCUGCGGCACCAUGAAAGCCGUCAGCCCUGUCCGGCAUCCCAGCCGCAAGACGCAGCCCGGCGUGGCGGGCGGCGGCGGGGGAUACCCAGCCCUGCGGUGCCUGGCCGAGCACAGCGGCUGCAAGGGGGGCCCGCCGUCGGGCGAGGAGCCGGCGGCGCUCUGCCUGCAGUGCGAUAUGAAUGACUGUUACAGCCGGCUGAGGAAGCUGGUGCCCACCAUCCCGCCCAAUAAGAGGGUCAGCAAAGUGGAGAUCCUGCAGCAUGUUAUCGACUAUAUCCUCGACCUGCAGCUUGCUCUGGAGACGCACCCGGCGCUGCUCCGGCAGCAGCAGCAGCCAGCCGCGCUGCACCCAGGCAGCUGUCCCGCGGGCACCCCCAGGACCCCGCUGACAGCUCUCAACACUGACCCGGUAAGAGGCUGGCUCUGUUAACAAGCCGGGGGACAGCAUCCUCUGCCGCUGACCGCCGCUCCCCAGGUGUGCGGCGGCGCCGCGCCGCGCCGAGGCACCGCGGGGGGCGGGCGGGGGUGGGGGCCGGCCCGGCCCCGCCACACCGGAGGAAGGAGCUCCCCCCACUCCUCCCAGCAGUUCCCAUGCUUCAUCCCGGCACUGGCAGCCUUUUCACCGUUUUUGCACGUCCGUAGCGGUCCCGUCCCCAUGUACCCCCCCAGCCCCCGUCUCUUCUCUUCGCCUCCAAGCAGAUGUGAGCGGUUGUCCCGCGGGGGCAGGAGCUGGUCGGACUGGAGCAGGAAAAGUUGCGACUCUGCCCCGGGAUAGAGGACCUGAGCCUAAACCCGACUUUAGAAGCAUUAUAACUCUUAAGAGACCGAGCAGCUGAAUCUUGAAGCUUUACUAAUCUACCAGAGCAUUUGUAGAUAUAUUUGACAUCUAUUGUUUAAAAUAGAUGGAUUUUAUUGGGGCCCAGGGAACUUUCUUCUCCCUGCAGUAAUGUUACAUAUUGUAUAGAUAAGUGACAUUUCAUACUGUGUAUAUAUAGAGAUGUUCUAUAAGUGUGAGAAAAGUAUAUGCUUUAAUAGACUACUGUAAUUAUAAAAUAUUUUUAAUUAAAUAUUUUUUGUAAAUAUUAUAAAGGUGUGUAUGUUUUGUUUUGGUUUUUUUUGUUUGU